Phytophthora nicotianae INRA-310 is the source of this 432-nucleotide messenger RNA. RefSeq lists its product as hypothetical. The transcript has a single exon. Lineage: Eukaryota; Oomycota; Peronosporomycetes; Peronosporales; Peronosporaceae. The record is from RefSeq and is a predicted model, not a curated record. The coding region runs from base 1 to 432 and encodes 143 amino acids.
AUGAGUAUCCGCUUUGUGGCAUUUGUACUAUUGCCAAUCGUCGUGGCUGCUUUUAGUGUGAACUCUACGAAUGCGAUGGAGGGCGAACUUCGACUUUAUAAGGAGCCGAGUUUCAAGAGACUUCGGUUGCUCGUCAAGAUUUCGGAGGGAAAUCUCUGCUAUGACAUGGCGUGUGAUGGUGUCGGCAAUGUUAUCUCGUCGGCUAGAUGGACAGGGCUUCCAACUACGGGGUCAGCGUUCACCGAUGGUCACGUGAAAAUCGCCUUCUACGAUGGUAAAAACUGCACCGGUAAAGCAACGGUGCUGAACACGAACGUUGGGGAAAUCUCAAACUUCGCGCAGUCCGGCAUGGACAACGCCACCACGUCUAUCGCGGUGCUUGAAACGUCGAACAAGAUGCAACACGCAACGAAGAAUCUCUGCCAGUGGUAA